ACUCAAUCCCUUGACAAUGAUUGCGUGUACUUUAUUAUUGAUACUUGCAAUCGGCGCGCAAUGUGAUACACAUGUUUUGGAGAAAUUGCCAGGGGAAGGCGCGCGACAUAAGCGACUUUUGUUUUACGACGAAGACGGCAACCUGGUGAAGACUUACAAGAAUCCGUAUCUUCAAGACUUAGCUCUUCAUGUCGACAAAUAUCCAUUCUACGGCAACUUCUUGAACCCGUUCUUUACAUUUAUUCGUGCUUCCUACGGCGGAACUCUAGCUGCCUUCGCCAUCCCGGUAUCAAGCGAAGUGGUCGAACAAAUCCAAAAUGAUCCAGUGUACCAACACAAACUCGUAUUAGCUCCUAAGAAGGAUCCAAUCGUAGCACCAAACACUCUAUGUGAAGGGAAGAGAGCUCAAGUUCCUGCAAAAAAUUGUAACAAUUUCUUGAACUGCUGGGACGGAUGGGCGUUCGAGCAAGAAUGUCCUGAAGGAUUGUUGUUCUCGAGAGAAGGAUAUUGUGACUACGCUGAUAAUGUUGAUUGCAGUAAUAGAGAAAUAUUGCACAAACCUGAAGGACCAAAACCGCAACCGGUGCAGCCUGUGAUACCACUACCUCCUGCGCAAGUUCCUCAGCCUCCCUCUCAACCUCAACUCCCAGCUCAACCCCACCCACCAAUUCAAUCCCCAGCUCAGCCGCAACCGCCAUCGCUGCCCCAUCCACCAGUUCAACCUCAACCGCCACCUCAACCAACUCCAAUCCAACCGCAGCCUCCCCAACCAUCUCCAUGUCAGCACCCUCAACCACAACCACCACAACCCCAACCACCUCAACCCCAACCACCACAACCCCAACCACCACAACCCCAACCACCUCAACCGCAACCUCAACCCCCUCAACAAAUUUAUCCCCAACAGAUGUGCAGCCAAGACUUCGAGUCGUUCAUAAACAAAUACAAUUGCAACGAGUUCUUCGUCUGCGUGAACCGGCAGCCUGUCAAAUUCCAAUGCCCCGCUGACCUCGCAUACAGUGAGUAUUUGGGAGUAUGUGACUACCCGGAUCGUGUGGGCUGUGUUGCAUCUACGCUUCCUCCGUCGAUGCGAGGGUCUGCGUCAUCUCCACCUCCUGCUGCAGCGAUAUCUACCAAGCCGGCUUUCAUCAGUCCGGAACUUUUUGUUAAUUAUCAAAGCCAUAUGUCGGGGUCGAAAAUAGCAAUGUCACGUCAAGACGCCAUUCGUCAACUCCAAGGAAUUAAAUAAAUUCGUCAUUGCAAAAUGUCGGUACUGUGUAAUAUGAUUUAGUUUUGAACGCAUCUUUCAAUGGAACGUAGGAAAUAUCCAUUGCUAUAACAGAAUGUAUCUUUCAGCAAUAAACUAUGAGCCGACAUCAAA
Molecule: messenger RNA, 1381 nt
Organism: Manduca sexta (tobacco hornworm)
Lineage: Eukaryota; Metazoa; Arthropoda; Insecta; Lepidoptera; Sphingidae
Product: leucine-rich repeat extensin-like protein 2
Exons: 6
Coding region: 17-1249 (410 amino acids)
Cellular component (GO): extracellular region
Molecular function (GO): chitin binding
Source: RefSeq, a predicted model, not a curated record